CUGCAGACAGACCCGGUGGCUCAUGACUGUCACCUAAGCAAUCCGAAGGACGAGGAAGAGGAUCGCCACAGGUUCGGGGCCAGCUUAAAUGAGAGGCCGAGAAGACUGUCUAAAUAACAAACAAAUAAAUAAAUAGCCGUGAUGCCACACGCCUGCAAUCCCAGCAUUAGGGAGGUGGAGGCAGGAAGAUCAUAAAUUCAAGGUCAUUUUAGCUAUACAGAGUUCUAGGCCACUUUGGGCUAUAUAAGACCCUGUGUCAUGAAAUCCAAAGCCAAACAAAUAAAAUAGAUGACUACAAGAGACCCACGGAAGAGCGCCCGGGUGGCAGUGGAGAAGGGCAAAUGUGGGAACAGCAGAGGGCGCCCCGCGCCCCGCGGGGUAACACCGCCCCCUCCCCCGCGCCCUGGCCGGACUUUCCAUGCUAUUUUUACGCGCGGACACCGGACACCCGGCUGGGGUGGCUGCGGCGUCGGGGCCACACGUCCGUUCACCGGUCGCCCGGGCUGUGCGCGCCAUGGAGCCACGGUGCCCGCCGCCCUGCGGCUGCUGCGAGCGGCUGGUGCUCAACGUGGCCGGGUUGCGCUUCGAGACCCGCGCGCGCACGCUCGGCCGCUUCCCGGACACGCUGCUGGGGGACCCGGUGCGCCGCAGCCGCUUCUACGACGGCGCGCGCCGCGAGUAUUUCUUCGACCGACACCGGCCCAGCUUCGAUGCGGUGCUCUACUACUACCAGUCAGGCGGCCGGCUGAGACGGCCGGCGCACGUGCCCCUCGACGUCUUCCUGGAGGAGGUGUCCUUCUACGGGCUGGGUGCGGCGGCGCUGGCGCGGCUGCGAGAGGAUGAGGGCUGCGCCGUGCCGCCCGAGCGGCCGCUGCCCCGCCGCGCCUUCGCGCGCCAGCUCUGGCUGCUCUUCGAAUUCCCCGAGAGCUCGCAGGCUGCGCGCGUGCUCGCCGUGGUCUCCGUGCUCGUCAUCCUGGUCUCCAUCGUGGUCUUUUGCCUGGAGACGCUGCCAGACUUCCGCGACGACCGCGAUGACCCGGGGCUCGCGCCGGUAGCGGCUGCUACUGGCCCGUUCCUCGCUCGGCUAAAUGGCUCCAGUCCCAUGCCAGGAGCUCCUCCCCGACAGCCCUUCAACGAUCCAUUCUUUGUGGUGGAGACCCUGUGUAUCUGCUGGUUCUCCUUUGAGCUGCUGGUGCGUCUGGCGGCUUGUCCAAGCAAAGCUGUGUUUUUCAAGAAUGUGAUGAACCUUAUUGACUUCGUGGCCAUCCUGCCUUACUUUGUGGCCCUGGGCACAGAGUUAGCCCGUCAACGGGGCGUGGGCCAGCCAGCUAUGUCCCUGGCCAUCCUAAGGGUCAUCCGAUUGGUGCGUGUUUUCCGCAUCUUCAAGCUAUCCAGGCAUUCGAAGGGCCUGCAGAUCUUGGGGCAGACACUGCGGGCUUCCAUGCGAGAGCUAGGUCUCCUCAUCUUCUUCCUCUUCAUCGGCGUGGUCCUCUUUUCCAGCGCAGUCUACUUUGCUGAAGUGGACCGGGCAGACACCCAUUUCACCAGCAUCCCAGAGUCCUUUUGGUGGGCAGUGGUCACCAUGACCACGGUCGGCUACGGGGACAUGGCACCUGUCACUGUGGGUGGCAAGAUCGUGGGCUCUCUGUGUGCCAUUGCAGGCGUGCUCACCAUCUCUCUGCCGGUGCCUGUCAUCGUCUCCAACUUCAGCUACUUUUACCACCGGGAGACAGAGGGCGAAGAGGCAGGGAUGUUCAGCCAUGUGGACACACAGCCCUGCGGUACACUGGAGGGCAAGGCCAAUGGGGGUCUGGUGGACUCUGAGGUGCCUGAACUCCUUCCACCACUCUGGGCCCCUUCUGGGAAACACAUGGUGACCGAGGUGUGAGGGACAGCUGGGGUCUCCAGGAAGCAGUGGGGUGGGAGGGAGGAGGGAAGGCAGGGUCAGGUGCUGGGUUAAGGACUAAGGUGGUGACGAGAGGGCACAGAAUCUGAAUUUGAAGGCAUGUCACAUGGUAGCUUCUAGGGGGACCUUAUGUGACACCGUGGCCAGGACUUGAAUUUCGUCCAGGCCUUCCCCAUUGGUUGUGCAAUGUUGCAGAGCUGUCCAGAUCUCCAGGGACUUGGUCAUAUAUUGUGAGUUUUCUAGGUGUAUAUGGGGUCCCACUGGGGGCAAGUGUGGCCUCAUUCAAGUGGAUGCUAAGUAGUUAUAGAGCUUUGAGUCCUCUGGGGCCAAGUUGGCCCUGCAGGUCUCUAUCACACUGUCAAGAGGGAGCAUACGGCUCCACGGCCACACACACGGAGGUUAUGUGGAAAUACGCAGCAGAUUGUAUGGACUCACGUUUCUCCUAGGACUCAAGUUAUUUAAGAUUCUGCGAGCUCUGGAGUCUUGAAGGCAGAGCGUGAUCACUCUGGGUCCUGAUGGAAAGGGUUAGGGUAUAAAGGAGAGAAAGAAGCAGAGAGAGCAGCAGAGACUCGGAGAAAGGGACAGAGACACCCCCCCCCAAACUAUAGUUCUCUGUAUUGUGCAGGGCUAUAGGGCUGGAACCCGUUCAGGGCCAUGCAGAGCUGAGAUGUGUGACUGACCACAUGAGUCUCCUAACAGUUGAGUCUGAUGACUUCUUUGGUCUUGUGUGACCAUGCUGACUCAUGUCACCCUGAGUCCUGCGGAAAUAUUGGUUGCAUUUGACUGUAUGUGAGGGCCAUAGGGACAUGGGGCCAUUUUAAGUAGUAGCAUCAGGAUCCAAGGGUCACAGCACAGAUAAAGCUAACUGCAUGGGAGCAAGCAUGGGCAUGCGGAUGUGUGUGGCCCACUGAACAGCUUGCUCAGGGAUAUGCACUGUAGAGCUGGUAGUUUCUGUCUCCUUGAGUCCCCCUGCCCCAAUCACCUGGAAAGACUGGGGACUAGUAGUCUGCUUACCUCACUCAUAUGGGACCCAUUUCUAUGUUGUCCCAUGCUGUAGUACAGAGAUUCAGAGACUGGAGCCCCAAGGAAAGAAAACGCAGUAGGGGAAGAGUAGGUAUUUGGAAAAGAUGUGGCAGGAGACAGAGAUCUAGAAGGAGAGAGAAUGAUGGAGAGAAGGAAGAGGAGAGGGGGAGGGAAGGGAAGGGAAGAAAGGACGGAGGGAGGGAGGGAGAGACAGAGAGGGGGAAGAAAUCAAUCAUGAGAGAUGGACACCCAGCGACAGACAUCAGACAUGCAGAAGAGGGAGGGAUGCAUGAGAGGUGGGUGUUUCAAGAGAAACUUGGAGCCCAAGGGUCACCCUCUCUGUUCUCUGAGUCAUAACAGACUCUAAGCCAUGGUGUCAGCAUCCCUUCCAGCCAAGGAAGGUCACCAUAAUCCUGGAGGUGCCCUGUGUUUCCUAGGACAGAAACCCAAGGCUGUAAAGUGCUGUGGCUUCCCCCAAGGUUACCCAGCACGUCAUAGGGCCAGGGCUGGUGGCAGGUGGCCUACCUGUGACACCCCCACAACUUCUGGUAUUCAGGUAUUGCCCAAGGCCACUGGUCCUGUGUCUGUUUUGUUUUAACCCUUUGAAACAGGGUCCCUCUAUGUAGCCCUGGCUGUCCUGGAACUCACUAUGUAGA
Rattus rattus (black rat) is the source of this 3585-nucleotide messenger RNA. It is a transcript of the gene Kcna7, whose product is annotated as potassium voltage-gated channel subfamily A member 7. Lineage: Eukaryota; Metazoa; Chordata; Mammalia; Rodentia; Muridae. The transcript has 2 exons. Gene Ontology annotation, molecular function: delayed rectifier potassium channel activity; protein binding. Gene Ontology annotation, cellular component: voltage-gated potassium channel complex; membrane. The record is from RefSeq and is a predicted model, not a curated record. The coding region runs from base 419 to 1888 and encodes 489 amino acids. Gene Ontology annotation, biological process: potassium ion transmembrane transport; protein homooligomerization.